AUUUUACAAGAGGAUUUACCAUUAGCUAUCACAAGUCAUAACCACGACUUUUUUGAGUCUCAGCUGAUUGAUUUGCAAAUGAUGAUGAUGAUCUAAUUGUCGGGCCCGUCAGAGAAACAAAGAAGGGACAUGGUAGGCUGCCGAUAUGUUCAUCAAAUUGUGAAAACCAUGUUCGCACCUUAAACACACCCUUCCAUGUUCUCUUACACCAACUCUAGAAACCCUGCAUUUAUUGCUCUUUCUCUAACCCUUAAUAAAAACAGAAGUAUAUAUAUACAUUCAUAUAUAGUUUGUCACAAUUGGAGAAUUGAGGAUAUUGAUCUUAUUCUGAACUGAUUCAGUGAUCAAAAUUGAAGUAUAGUUUAUACAUAUAUAGAUACAUCCCUUUGAAAUAUUACUCCUGUUACCCUUUAUCAAAACCCUAAAACUAUCAAACUUCCAACCAAAAAUGUCUGCAGCUGUUGUUGUUUAUCUGAUUUUGAGUAUUUUGCUGCAAGCAUGCACUGCCAGACUUCUUGGCCUUUUUGCUAAGCAAGACAUAAAUAAUGGAAGACUUCUUGAGGAGUUUUCUCAAAAGAAAGUUGAAGUAUUACGGGAGGCUUAUAGGUUAGUGAACUUGGAAACAAAUUUGAAGACUGAAGCUGAAAAUAGGAAAAUUCUGCUUCCAAGUCAUGUUGUUUUGAUGCAGCCAAAGAAAUUUGAGGCAGCCGAAGAAGGAAAAAAUGAUAAUAAAGGGAAAAGAGUCAUCAGACAAUCAAUGUUUGAUGAGAAGCUUUUACCAAUAACAGCAGAAAUCCAGGAUGAUGAACAUAAGAGGCAAGAACGGCAAAUGAUUGAAUCCCGACCACCAAACAACUCGGAGGAGACGAAUAUGGUUUCCAAGGAAAAUGACAUUGGGGAAGACAUUGUUGUGAUGGAUUAUGCACAACCUCACCGCAAGCCGCCCAUUCAUAACAAGGAACCCUAAAACUAGUAACCCCUUAAUAAGGUUCGAUAUUAAUUAAGAUGUCGAUGUUUUAAUCACCCAGCGCCAGUUACAAAAUUUUCAGUUUUUAAAAAGCUCAUUUUCCUCCUUUCUUGGGGGAUGAAUUUAUGUUAAUUCAAGCGUCAAGAAAGAUUAUUUAGCAUGACUAUGACUUAUAUCAUCAUCAGUGUAUAAAUCAGUCAAAGAUGGCUUUCCUAGAAGAAAAAAAGGCCUCUUUUCUUCACCGGAUAUGAAUAUUUUACGAUUUACAGAUCACAUUUGGUUUUUCUUCUUCUCUUUAUUUUUUUUAUUUUUUUUAUUUUUUUACAAUUGUUAUUACUUCUUUUUGACGAAUGUAUUGUAGCUACUAUUGAAACUGACCUAAAGAAACAUACGAG
Oldenlandia corymbosa var. corymbosa is the source of this 1362-nucleotide messenger RNA. NCBI's taxonomy places the organism in Eukaryota, Viridiplantae, Streptophyta, Magnoliopsida, Gentianales, Rubiaceae. The record is from the annotation of a GenBank genome assembly.